Messenger RNA from Mollisia scopiformis, 3087 nucleotides. Its product is annotated as LuxS/MPP-like metallohydrolase. The record is from RefSeq and is a predicted model, not a curated record. The transcript is spliced from 5 exons. NCBI's taxonomy places the organism in Eukaryota, Fungi, Ascomycota, Leotiomycetes, Helotiales, Mollisiaceae. Gene Ontology annotation, biological process: peptide catabolic process. Gene Ontology annotation, molecular function: metal ion binding; metalloendopeptidase activity. Bases 1 to 3087 code for a protein of 1028 amino acids. Gene Ontology annotation, cellular component: cytosol; mitochondrion.
AUGUCAACUCUAUCCCAACCUCAAACACCCGCCGCGCUUCACAGCCCCCUGAGGGAACACAGACACAGACCUGUCGAGAGGCUCACAGACCGUCUAGAGACCCCGUCGCUCGACGACAGGUCGUAUCGUGUUGUCCGCCUGCCAAAUCAGCUCGAGGUGCUGCUGGUCCACGAUGCAGAGACCGACAAGGCUAGCGCGGCUAUGGAUGUCAAUGUGGGCAACUUCAGCGACGAGGAGGAUAUGCCAGGUAUGGCACAUGCUGUAGAGUACCCAGUCGAGAACGCCUACUCCCAAUACCUCGCCCAAUACUCCGGAAGUUCAAAUGCAUACACUGGAGCUACAUCUACAAAUUAUUACUUCGAGAUCCAAGCGCAAAAGGCCGCAGAUGCACCUGCUUCACCCCUCUACGGAGCCCUCGACCGAUUUGCACAAUUCUUCAUUGAUCCCCUGUUCCUUUCGUCGACUUUAGACAGAGAGCUACGAGCGGUUGAUUCGGAGAACAAGAAAAAUUUGCAGAGCGACCAAUGGAGAUUUCAUCAAUUAGAAAAGUCGUUGUCCAAUCCCAAUCAUCCAUACUGCCACUUUUCUACAGGAAAUUUCGAGGUUCUUAAGCAACAACCAGAGGCACGAGGUAUCGAUGUUCGACAAAAGUUCAUGGACUUCCACGAAAAGCAUUACUCAGCCAACCGUAUGAAGCUGGUAAUCCUGGGCAGAGAGCCUUUAGAUGUCUUGGAAGGUUGGGCUGCAGAUUUGUUUGCUGGAGUUCGAAACAAGGACCUGCAGCAAAACCGAUGGGAGGACGAAGCACCAUUCAGAGAGGUCGAUCUUUUAACUCAAUGCUUUGCAAAGCCAGUUAUGGACUCGAGACAGUUGGAUCUGUCGUUCCCAUUCAUAGACGAAGAGUUGCUUUUCGAAUCGCAGCCAAGCCGGUACAUCAGCCAUUUAAUUGGUCACGAGGGACCCGGUAGUAUCAUGUCUUACAUCAAGUCGAAAGGCUGGGCGAAUGGCUUAAGCGCAGGUGCAUAUCCCGUAUGCCCAGGCACUCCUGGGAUCUUUAAUUGCCAGAUCCGGUUAACGGAGGAUGGCCUCAAGAACUACAAGGAGAUCGUAAAGGUGUUCUUCCAAUACGUAUCCUUGUUGCGCGAGUCGGCACCUCAAGAAUGGAUUUUCGAAGAGCAAAAAGGUCUUGCGGACGUGGAUUUCAGAUUCAGGCAGAAGACUCCGGCCAGCAAGUUCACCAGCAAGACAAGUGCAGUCAUGCAAACACCGCUUCCUCGAGAAUGGCUUCUAAGCGGACAUAGUCGACUUAGGAAGUUUGACGCAGCAAGGAUCGAGGAGGGACUGGCCUGUUUACGACCUGAUAAUUUUAGGAUAACGGUUGUUUCACAGAAGUUCCCCGGUACUUGGAAGCAGAAGGAGAAAUGGUACGGUACGGAAUACACCUAUGAGAAAAUCCCUGCGGAUUUCAUUGCCGAGAUCAAGAACGCUGCAGCUAGCACGACAAAGAAUCGCUUGACGGAGUUACACCUACCGCACGAAAACCAGUUCAUCCCUACCAAACUUGAAGUGGAGAAGAAAGACGUCAAAGAACCAACUCUCUGCCCCAAGCUCAUUCGACACGAUGAACUUGUCCGCACAUGGUGGAAGAAGGAUGACCAAUUCUGGGUGCCCAAGGCCAACCUAUUCGUCAAUUGCAGAAAUCCAUUGCCUAGCGCCACCGCAGAGAAUCACCUGAAAGCAAGACUUUACACCGACAUAGUGAGAGAUGCAUUAGAAGAAUACUCAUACGACGCGGAGCUUGCUGGGUUGGAUUACUCUGUCUCCAGUCACUCUUUGGGAAUCGAGAUUGCCGUAUCUGGGUACAAUGACAAGUUACCAGUCUUGCUGGAGAAAGUUUUGGUUACGAUGAGAGAUUUGGAAGUCAAAUCAGAGCGAUUUGAUAUCAUCAAGGAGAGGUUGUUUCGAGGUCUCAAGAACUACGAUUUUCAACAGCCAUACAGCCAAGUUGGUGACUACACAAGAUGGCUAAACAGCGAUCGAGGCUAUAUCAACGAGCAAAUGCUCGUCGAGCUUCCUCAUAUCACAGCCGCCGAUAUCCAACAGUUUUACCCUCACCUCUUACGACAAAUGCACAUUGAGACCUUUGCACAUGGAAACUUGUACAAGGAGGAUGCUUUGAAGUUGAGCGAUCUUAUCGAGAGCAUCUUAAAGCCGAGAACACUACCUCAAAUCCAGUGGCCUGUAACACGGGCUCUGAUGUUCCCACCAGGAGGCAACUUUGUCUAUCACAGAACCUUGAAAGAUCCUGCAAACGUCAAUCAUUGCAUUGAGUACGUCCUUAAUGUGGGAGAUAAAGCCGACCGACCACUGCGGGCAAAGGCACUUCUCUUCGACCAGAUGACUCACGAACCAGCAUUCGAUCAAUUGAGAACAAAGGAACAGCUUGGAUAUGUUGUAUUCAGCGGCGCACGUUCUUCGCCAACGACGAUGGGAUACAGAUUCAUCAUUCAAAGCGAGAAAACCCCGGAAUAUCUUUCUGAGCGCAUCGACUCCUUCCUAACUUCGUUCGGUUCCACCCUUGAGAACAUGCCAGAGACUGAGAUUGAGGCCCAUAAGAAGAGUAUUAUUGCAAAACGCUUGGAGAAGCUGAAGAAUUUGGAUCAAGAGUCAGGCAGAUUAUGGAAUUAUAUCGACAACGAGUAUCUUGAUUUCGAACUAGUACAUCAAGAUGCCGCCCAUAUCCGCCAGAUCUCGAAAGCUGACAUGAUUGACUUCUUCCAAAAAUGGAUUGCGCCAAAUUCUCCAUUCCGAUCGAAGCUGGCAAUCCAUCUCCAUGCCCAGACAUCGACACCUGAAGAAUCAUCCGUCCCAGUCGUCAGCAAAGCAAUGCAGACACUAGGUCUCAGUAACAAGGCCACUAAUGGAGAUGUCGGAGAUGAUUAUCCAGCACCCACGGUCGAGGCCAACGGAACAACAUCAUACAUCAUCAAAGACGUCAGGCAAUUUAAAUCCAUGCUCCAGAUUAGUGCUGGCCCGCAACCAGUCAAGGAUAUCAGUCAGUUCGAAGAAUUGGACUCUAAGCUAUGA